Quercus robur (English oak) is the source of this 1117-nucleotide messenger RNA. Its product is annotated as expansin-A8. Gene Ontology annotation, biological process: plant-type cell wall organization. The transcript is spliced from 3 exons. NCBI's taxonomy places the organism in Eukaryota, Viridiplantae, Streptophyta, Magnoliopsida, Fagales, Fagaceae. Gene Ontology annotation, cellular component: extracellular region. Bases 84 to 836 code for a protein of 250 amino acids. The record is from RefSeq and is a predicted model, not a curated record.
CCUUGGUCUAAGCACUAAGCACUUUCCAUUCAAACUUCAAACCCUCUCUCUAGUCUCUUCCUCUCAACACAAGCAUAGACACAAUGGCCAUCACAGCAUUCUCCACCAUUUCUCUUCUAGUCUUUGCCCUAUGCCUCCAAAGCACUUAUGGAGAUGAUGGAGGGUGGGUAACUGGUCAUGCCACAUUCUAUGGUGGGGGAGACGCUUCUGGCACAAUGGGGGGUGCUUGUGGGUAUGGCAAUCUUUAUAGCCAAGGAUAUGGGACUAACACUGCAGCACUCAGCACUGCUCUAUUCAACAAUGGCUUGAGCUGUGGAGCUUGUUAUGAGAUGCGAUGCAAUGAUGAUCCCAGAUGGUGUCUCCCUGGUACUCUCACCGUCACUGCCACUAACUUCUGCCCUCCUAACUCUGCCUUGUCUAACGACAACGGUGGGUGGUGCAAUCCUCCUCUUCAACACUUUGACUUGGCUGAGCCUGCUUUCUUGCAAAUUGCUCAAUACAAAGCUGGAAUUGUUCCCAUAGCAUUUAGAAGGGUCCCCUGUGUGAAGAAAGGAGGAAUAAGGUUUACCAUCAAUGGUCACUCUUACUUCAACUUGGUGUUGAUCACCAACGUUGGAGGCGCAGGAGAUGUUCAAUCAGUGUCCAUCAAGGGGUCUAACACAGGGUGGCAAACCAUGUCAAGGAACUGGGGCCAGAACUGGCAGAGCAAUAACUACCUCAAUGGACAAAGUCUCUCAUUCCAAGUCACCACCAGUGAUGGAAGGACUGUCACUAGCUCCGACGUGGUUCCAGGAAAUUGGCAAUUUGGACAGACAUUUGAGGGUGGUCAAUUCUAGAUUUUUUUUUUUACUUUUUUUUUUUUUUUACUGAUAUAUGUAUAUGUUCAAUUGGUAUUUAUGCCAUUGUUUGUGACAGUGAGGGUGUGAUACACAGGGUAGAGUAGAGGGGUCUUGGCCUACAUGGCUGUUUAUAGCUGAGGUGGCCUUACUGGCACCCGCUAGGCCUAUUAUAUAUUUAGUGAGAAUUUGUGACUUUGUGGGCUAUCACUCAUAAAGAAAACAUUGUCAUUCUAUCAAAUUGCCUUUUAUUUAAAUCAAGGCCAUCAAUUUCUCUGUAA